AACGCAUUCCCGCCUGCUUAUUUCUGUCUGCAGUUAUGAAGUGUGGGAUGUCCUGCAGCCUGUUUGAGGUGGUGGACGGGAAAGGCAAACCAACCAGCGGCAGCUUGGCCGCUCUGGUCAACAAACUGGAGAGAGACCGGAUGGUGCUGGUGAAGUCCUUAUUUGAUAAAGGCUUUCUCUUCCUGUUGUCCUCUGCUCAGAUGGUUGAAUCCAAAGAGCGGCGGGGGCGGGUAGAGAAGAACCUGCAAGCAUUAUUCAUCUUUCAGGAGCCAAGGAUGAUCGUCAAGUACUCAUCGAGGCUGUUCGAGCCAGAGCCGCUGACGGUGGAGCCUCAUCCGGCUUUCUUGUCAUCCAUGGAGUCUUUCAUCCCCGCAGUGCACUAUGGCCUGUUCAAGUUGCGCCCAAACCCAGGCAAGGACCUGAGCUCUGGGGUGGAGCGUCAGGCCACCGAUUACCUAACUCGUAUGGAUUCGGGCACAGUGCGUCCAUUCAUCCUACCCGACUACAAAUAUAAUGUAAAUGAAAGGACGAACCCCGUCACAGCACCCAGACCCAAAUGUAACAUGGAUGCUGUGCUGCGAUCGUACGUUCACAACCCCGCAAACUAUAUUUUACCUCUGAACAAGGCAAAGGACAUCAUUGAACGAAUACGGAACCCUGCACCCGUACCCGCACCCGCUCCAGCCCCAGUGGAAUACAGCCCUGUUUCUGACUGGGGCGGCUCGGACAGGGGCUCGGACAGAGCAGAGAGACCCUCAGAAAGGCUGUCCCAGGAGAGGGCGCCUACAGAAAGGCCAGCCCAGGAAAAACCGCCGACUGACAGCAGCAGCGGCGGCAGUAGUAUUAGUAGCAGUAGUAGACGGAGGCCAGCGGUGGCCCAUUCAAACGGAGCCCAGCUGCAACACAAGCCCCACGAUGAGUCCCAGCCUCAGCCGCAGAGGUUGCGGCUGUCCCAGAACGAGUACGAUAAAGACAAAAUGAAACAGCUGCUUAAGCUAAUUCAGCUUCAUAAGAAGGCACUCGUGAAGGAUCCCGGGAAGGAUCGGGGGGAGGACGGCGCCUGGGAUGCCAACAGUCUGAAAAGGAAAUUUGAAGGGGACGAGAGAGGAGGCGCAAACAAACAUCAACGCACAGAUCAGCUGAGCAACGGGGAACCCAGCAGAGGUGCACAAGGGGACGACCUUGUGGAUGAGGGUGGGCAGAACGAAAAUCUGACAGCAGUGAUGGAGAGCAUGGGGAUCUAUGACACCGACCUAAGGGCCCGUGGCAACACCAAUACCUCAGCCGUCAGCGAGACCCAACGCCUUCUCAAGAUCCUCCUGGCCACACUCAAUAAAGCUGUGGCUCAGGGUUCAGUGUCUGCAGACUCAAACCACGGUGAACCAUCAACAGGUUCAGGAAGGGUGGAACCCGUUUACCACGACCCGGACCAUAGGAAACAAAACGAGCCUCCGUCACAAACGAACUACGCCGAGGAGGACAUGGACUGUAGCCCAGGUAGUCCAUUCAGCCCGGGCUCCCCACCAGAGCAAAAAUGCACAUCAGAAAACACAACCUGGGAUAUCCCCGCCAACGAAGACAAAGCGCAGCCAUUUAAUGAGCAGAAGCCCGAGCCGAAGCCCGAGCCAAAACUAGAGCUGAAGUCCGAGACGAAGCCUGAGCUGAAGCCUGAAUUGAAACCCGAACUGAAGUCCGAGCUGAAGCCUGAGCCAAAGCCUGUGCCAGUGGCUGCGCCAGCGGCAGACGUUGACCCAGAGCCGAAAACGCCUGCCGUUGUGGAAGUAAAAAAGAUGCCUAAACCCACGCUACCUGCUGUAGAGGAAGUUCCAUUCAGGCCCUCCAUCAGCUUGGACACAAUACUAAAUCAGGAAAUCCAUAGCCUAUCUUCUGACAUUAAAAAUAUCAUGCACACACAACACAUCAACUAUACCUCGCAGCUGCCUCCGCGGUUGCCUCCUCGCCACUGCUGGGUGUCUAGCAGCUGCUUCUCACACUUCGUUGUGCCCUACGUCUCCCCUGUCCCCAUUCAGGGGCACGUCAAAGCGCUGUGCGAGAAGAUGGACAAGUUGAUCCCAGCCCCACCUGCUCCCUCCAAGGUCACUUCUCCACCUCCCCCAUUGACACCAUCUAAUCUUACUACCCCACCCCCUGCCCCCAUCCCGACCACCAAAACGAAAGCAGAGCCCUCUCUGUCAAAGAGCACCGUCUCCUCACAGAGCAGUAAAACAAGCGCCAUCAAAGAGAUGACAUCCACUAAGAUUAAAUCGGAAGCCCCGUCAGCAGAGACGGGGGGAGAGGUCUACUCUCCUUCUCAAGUCACAGCGGAGUCUCCGGAGCAGAACUCACAAAACCCAGGCGCAGCUUCUGGCAGUGGGCCUGGGCUGCUAGCCGGCAGCCUGAUUGGUCAAUUGAAACCCGAAGUUUUCAGCAGCCUGGUGGAGAUUUUUAAGGACGUUACCAAGAAUACAGUUAAAUUUUACAUCUAUUCUGGAGACGAGGGGGAGGAGAGCGCUGUCUGCAAGGAGAUCAAGGAGUACUUGAAAAGUCUUGGCAACAGCGAGUGCAGCCCACAGACAUUUUUGGAAAACAGCAGCAGUUUGGAUAAACUCCUCAUCAUCAUUCGGAACGAGGACAUCGCAGCACAUGUGCAUAAGAUCCCGGCUCUGGUGUCUUUGAAAAAGUUGCCUUCAGUGAGCUUUGCUGGAGUGGACAGUCUGGACGAUGUCAAGAACCACACUUACAAUGAGCUCUUUGUGUCUGGCGGCUUCAUGGUGUCUGAUGAGUUUGUCCUCAACCCUGAUCUUAUCACGCAGGAUCGUUUGCAGGGACUGCUGAAGUUCCUGGAGGAACAGAGCACCCCUGAACACCCCUGGCAGUGGAAGGUUCACUGUAAGUCCCAGAAGAAACUUAAAGAGCUUGGGAGGUUAAACACUAAUGCCAUGGGGCUGCUGAAUCUUCUGACAGCCUAUCAGAAAAAGCAUUUAGUGGAGUUCCUCCCGUAUCACGAGUGUGACACGCAGUCGCGGCAGGCUCCAGAUCUGGACUGCCUCAUCAAACUCCAAGCUCAGCACACACAACAGCGACACCUCAUCUUCCUCACAGAGAGACCGUUUGAGAUGUUCCUGCAGUACUCCAGAAACGGAAUUGUGAUAGCGAGCAUCGACGAUGUUAUGAGCGGUUUCCACAGUCUCAUCGGAUCCAUUAAUCAGAACGAGCUUCCUACACCUCCUUCUACUGUAGUGAAUGAUGAGUGUGUGGAAGAGGAGGACAUGUCAUUAGACUCUGAUGAUGGCGAGCCACCAACCAUAUUAGAUCCUCCAGAGCAAAAGCAGCAAGUUGCAAAGAAGCCUCCGCAGCCACCCCCGCCAGAGAACGAGUUUCGUCCUCCGCUCCCAGACCAGCAGACCACCCCUGAGACGACGCCUACACUGUCUAACUACAGUGCUUUCAAAACAGCCAUCUCUCAGUUCAAAGCCACGAACCAGAUAGGCAUGGGCUCUUCAGACAUUGGCAGCUUGUCACCGGGAGGUUUCCCUGUGAAUCCCCACCAGAGCUUCCUGUGCCCUUCGGCCUCGUGGUCAUCAUAUACGGGUUCCUCUAGCUACACGGCCUCCCCAGCCUAUCCCGCCUCCCCCUGCAGCGGCACACAGGAACCUCCAACCGCAGUUUCUUCCGGAGCCCCAACCCCGCCUGUCAUGCCCCCAGCCGGACCUCUAGCUAACCUGGCCUCCCUCCCCUUGGAGGUCAAGCCUCCCCCUCCCCCUCACCUCAUGAUGCUGGGUCAUGGAUAUAGCUCGGAUGUUGGAGGAGCGGGAGCUGCUGGGACCUCUCCCCUCACCACCACAGUCCCCCCCUUCACAGACCGUAAUGACGCAGCUCAGCCAGGUUUCAUUGCUGGGACCCCUAAGAAUGCUAGUGGGACCCCCAAUCAACCGGACAGGACACUCAGUGGACCUGGGGACGGGGUAUGGGGGACUGCAGGGACCACAGCUUGUGACAAUGCAAGCAACCCGGCCGUGGUCCCACCUGCCCCGGUGGAUCCCAGUGGGCUCGCUAAGACUGGAGAAGCACUUAUAGGCAGCACCCCUUGUAGUCAAGGGGUCAGGACUCAGGUGAAUUGUGCUGACGGCCUUGGUGCAUCUGUGGGUAUUCCCACAGUACCCACAAGGGGGGGCUCUGUACUCAGACCUAAGCUGCCUCCACAUCCAAUGUCUGGUGUGGGCUAUGGCAGUAUAGGUUGCAUGCCUCCACAUAUGGAUCACAGGCCAAUGAUGGGUGCUAUGGGCCCGGGUUCUUUAGGAAGUUAUCGAGGGAGAGGAGUCCCACCUGUAGGACUAUGGCCUCGGCCUGGGCGAGGGCACGAACGAGGCGGUGGGACUGGAGGUGGACCCUGCUCUUGGGGUUACCCAGCAGGCAGGGGUGGGCCACCAAAUUAUUACACAGACUAUUCAUAUUCUCACAAUUAUGCCCCUGAAUAGACAAUCAACAUGAUUCAAGAGGCAACACAAACACCAUACACCAGAGACUAUAAGUGCUGGCUGAAUGUAUAUAUUUCCUUGUCAUAAAUGCAUUGAUUUAAAGCAGAAAAUAAGGAUCCUGGUUUUCUACAUUAAUAAAAAUUGAUACAGGCAGGGUUGAGUGUCCUACUGUCGUGUAAACUGUCUGUACACUCUUUCCAUGUGAGCUAUUUGAGACCCUGUUCAAACCACUAUAUUUAUAUUUGCCAACAAAUGUUAAUGGCCUUCCAGCUUCUCCGAAUUAAUCAUGUUCUGUUUGUCCCAGUUUGGAAACGGUUUGUGAACAAGGGGAAAGGCUGAUAUUUUUUUAAAGAAAAAAAAAGAGUGAAUGAAAUUUCACUUUUGCU
Molecule: messenger RNA, 4864 nt
Organism: Pundamilia nyererei
Lineage: Eukaryota; Metazoa; Chordata; Actinopteri; Cichliformes; Cichlidae
Product: protein FAM208A-like
Exons: 13
Coding region: 36-4478 (1480 amino acids)
Biological process (GO): negative regulation of gene expression, epigenetic; protein localization to heterochromatin
Cellular component (GO): heterochromatin; nucleoplasm
Molecular function (GO): chromatin binding
Source: RefSeq, a predicted model, not a curated record